ACUACCUUAUUGUUUUCUUCUUCUUCAAAGAUGUCUAAGCCAAGUGUAAGGAAACAAGCCAUAGAGAAGCAUAUUAACCGUAGUUCUAAAGAGAAAGAGAAGGGGCCAAGCAAUUAUAGUAACUUGUUUUAUUUAUCCAAACACCUGAAGAAAGUUUACCCAAUAGAGCUUCAAAAAACUUGUUCACUUCCAACUUAUUCCCUUUCUUUAUCUCUAUCUCAAACUUCAUCAGAUGAUUCUUCCCUUUCUACACUGGAUGAUCAUAUAUUCUCUUCGUCGUUUCAAAGAAGAGAAAUUCCAGCCAGCAAAAAUGUUGUUCCACAAGUUAGUCGUGCUCUAAAUCUUAGCACAUGUCCUAGUGAAAAAGAGCUUAUGAGGUGCAGUUGGAUCACUAAUAGCAGUGAUAAGGCAUAUGUGCAGUUCCAUGAUGAAUGCUGGGGUGUUCCAGUUUAUGAUGACCAUCAAUUGUUCGAGCUACUUUCAUUGGCUGGCUUGUUGAUGGAUUUUAACUGGACUGAAAUUUUAAAGAGAAGACAACUAAUGAGAGAAGCCUUUGUUGGAUUCAAUGCGAAGCAAGUGGCUAAAAUGGGGGAGAAAGAGAUUAAAGAAAUAGUCUCUAAUGCAUCCCUGAUGUUACCAGAAAAUAGAGUUAGAUCAAUUGUUGACAACGCCAAAUGCAUAGUCAAGAUUGGGAGGGAAUUUGGAUCUUUCAGCUGCUACAUGUGGAACCAUAUGAAUUAUAAACCAAUAAUUAACAGAUUUAGAAAUGCAAGAAAUGUUCCACUAAGAAGUCCAAAAGCAGAAGCUAUUAGCAAAGAUUUGGUGAAGAGAGGAUUAACGCUUGUUGGGCCAGUGAUUGUAAAUUCAUUUAUGCAAGCGGCUGGAAUGACAAUUGAUCAUUUGAUUUAUUGUUUUAGACACAAAGAAUGUGUUAAUCUUGCUGAAAGACCUUGGAGGCAUGUCUGAAACAUAUAAUUCUCUUGAAUUGUUUCCACAUAAAAAGAUUUAAUAAAUUAUUAGGCUUCUCCAAUUUAUCCUAAUCUUUUUCUUUUAUUUUUGCAUCUUCGUUAUUUAAGUGUAUUUUUAUACAUCAAGAGUUAUGAUGUUGUAAUAUCAGUAAAAGUCGUUCACACAAUUAGUAUGAACGUCAUUCUUAUUGUCUCAUUUGUC
Molecule: messenger RNA, 1170 nt
Organism: Lycium barbarum (goji berry)
Lineage: Eukaryota; Viridiplantae; Streptophyta; Magnoliopsida; Solanales; Solanaceae
Exons: 5
Coding region: 31-966 (311 amino acids)
Biological process (GO): base-excision repair
Molecular function (GO): DNA-3-methyladenine glycosylase activity
Source: RefSeq, a predicted model, not a curated record